Menidia menidia (Atlantic silverside) is the source of this 2927-nucleotide messenger RNA. Lineage: Eukaryota; Metazoa; Chordata; Actinopteri; Atheriniformes; Atherinopsidae. The record is from the annotation of a GenBank genome assembly.
UUUGCGGUCUCUCCCCGGAGUCGUUGUUGCGGAAGUGAAAAGUCUACGUGGGGAAGAAAGGUUGGUCUGAACGCGUUUGAACACCUUGAACACUAACUGCACCGAUGUCCAAUCCAGGUCAGCUCUGUCCCCAGACAAACCGGUCUCCCUCCUCCUCCUCCGUUUGGCUAAUGGAUGCAUUUAGCGGCAUCCGGGGCGUAUAAAUGCGGCGGAGGGGCGACGACGGGCUGUAAUGCUGCGCCGGGUGCGGCAGUCUCUCCGGCAGGUGCUGUUUCUGAUGGCCCGGAGACCGGAUCUACUCUGCGGGGCUAUCGUGCUCAGCGUCCUGCUCGUACUGGCGGUGAAGUUCACAUGCAGCCGUGCCAAGAAUGUGGUGGCUGCAGCGCAGCCUCCCGUGCGGUUCUUCUCUGCCGAGGCCCCAGUGGUGGACCUCUACUUGGGUCAGCUCGACCAGGUGGAGCGCCUGAGGAGCAUGGCGGAGGUGUCCCUGAUUUUCUUUUAUGCCCCGUGGUGCGCUCACUCUAUGGCUGCUCGACAGGAAGUGCAACAGGUGGCUAAAAAGUUGGCCAAACAGGUGCAGUUUGUGGCUGUUAACUGCUGGUGGAGUCAGGGGAAAUGCAGGAAGCAAAGCCGCCUCUACCAGUACCCCAUCAUCCAUCUCUUUUACAGGAGGUUCGGGCCAAUAGAAUAUAAAGGUCCAUUUGUAGCUCCGUAUUUGGAAAGUUUUGUCCUUAGAGUCAUCACACCACUUACAUACUUGCCAUCCAGAGCACAUCUCGAAGCAUUCCUCACCUAUCAUGAGCCCCGUGUGGUGGGAUUCUUCCGGUUUAACGCCUCUCCACAGCCCCCGGGGUACAUCACCUACCUGUCCUCUGCCCUGCAGGCGCUGAAAAGGGAUUUCCGUGGCGACGUCCGUUUCGGAGUCGUCACCAGCAAGCACGUGGCCGAGCCCAUCACGCUGAGAGAGGACGAAAGCGUCUACCUGCACAGGAGAUUUAACUCCUCUCUGGUUUUCCCAAGAAACGAGCGCAACUUCACGUCGGAGGCCAUCUGUAACUGGGUGUUCGAGCACCACGAGACCGUCCUCCAGUGGCUGCAGCCGCCGGGGACCAAGUCCCGGCUGCUGGAGCAGGAGCUGACCAAAGGCCCCGCGCUGCUGCUGUUCCUGCCGCACAACCCUCUGAGGGCCGAGCCCAGCCCCACACUGCAGCAGGUGGCAGACAUCGCUGUGCGCUAUCACUCCUGUGACUACUCCAGCUGGGACGAGGUUUCGAAGUCUGAAUCGCUGUGCUGCCAGUCGCUGGUUCUCCCGGAGUCCAGCACCAGUGUGUGUGAGGUGUGCCUCAACCUGUCCCGGCCCUCUUCCUCCUCCUCAUCCUCCCCCUGCUCGUUCCCCUCCUCGAGCCUCGGACGAGACGGCUUUCGCGCCCGUCUCGGACACUGCUGCCUCCACCAGCUGCCCUCUCCCGCGUCCACUCAGAGCCAGACCUCAUCGGGCUGUCGCAAUCUCCUGACCAGCUACAGCCCCUUCGGUCAGUUCAGUGCCUGCUGCAAAAAACUCCAACCUCAGCUCCACCAAGCGCGAGCCAAAGAGGAGCCGGGCGUGCGGGGAGCCCGCCUCCCGCCCCCGGCCUCCCCCGCCUCCCCCCCGCCCCCCGCCUCCCAACCGGAGGGAGACGGCAUCACGGGGCUGAGGUGCCAGACCAACCGGACCCUCAGGUUCUACCUGCUGGACCUGGCCCUCAACUGGCCCCUGGCGGUCCGGCUCGGGGCGCCGGGCAACGGGAGCGGCGCCCUGCAGCGGGAGGCGCCGGCGACCGCCGACGGCUCCUUCGCCGCCAUCGUCAACCUGAAGGACGAGGUCCACUACGUCCUGCAGCGCAGCCCGGCGGCCACUCUGACCGAGUCUCUGGGUAAGACGGGGAAAGGCCGCGACCACGUAGUUUCUCUCCCGGUCGCCCUAGAGGCCUUCAUCCGGAACUUCAGCGCCCCGCACAGCCUCCUGCAGAGACACUUGGUCGGGGAGAAGGGAAGGACGGCAGGGGGGGAGGACGGCGAGCGUCCAGAGGACCAGCGGCACCCUCCCCCACGCCCGCUCAUCACAGAGCUAACCACCCUCUCCUUCCUGCCCACCGUUAUGGAUCUUGAAAAGGACGUGCUGCUCUUUUACUACACCCAGUGGUGCGGGUUCUGCUCCGUCCUCAACCACGUCAUCAUCCAGCUGGCCCGGCUGCUGCAGGGAAACGGCGCGGUGGUGGUGGCCAGGGUGAACGUCGCGCGCAACGACCUCCCCUGGGAGUUCAUGGUGGACCACGUCCCCUCAGUUCUCCUGUUUCCCAGAUACAGAAAACAUCUUAGUGUGAAGUAUCCCGAUGAGCGUCCCAUCACGUUGCCUAACCUGCUUCACUUCCUGCUGCAGCACUCUGGCUCUCUGCGUUUCGCAGACAGAGCGUCUGCUAAAGCGGAGGGGGCGGGGGCGGGGGCGGGGCCCGGCGCCAUCCUGCGCGCCGAGUUCCUGGCCCUCCAGCAGGAGGUGCAGACGCUGCACCACGCCCGCGAGCGCCUCUCCCAGCAGCUGGCGCAGCUGUGGCGCGACAACCGGCAGCUGCGGUUCGACCUGCGCGGCGUGGAGCAGAGCCUGGAGGAGCAGCUGCGGGAGAAGGGCCGGCAGCUGGGCGAGGCGGUGGGGCGGCUGCAGGAGCUGGCCGACACGUCGGAGACGCUGCUGCAGGAGAACGCGCUGCUGCGGGUCCUGCUGAGGGCGCUGAAAGACCGGACCGAGAGCCCGGAGCAGGCCCAGGCCGAGAGGAGGAAAACUCCCGAGCAGAAACGCAGCCACCUGGCCUCCUGAGCACUGCGGUCCAGCCUGGGAACGGCCCCGAUGGAUGCAAGAGCAGAAGGAAACCUGCGCCGCGAAAUGAAGGAAG